Messenger RNA from Pteronotus mesoamericanus, 3048 nucleotides. It is a transcript of the gene NAXE, whose product is annotated as NAD(P)HX epimerase. The transcript is spliced from 7 exons. The coding region runs from base 33 to 899 and encodes 288 amino acids. NCBI's taxonomy places the organism in Eukaryota, Metazoa, Chordata, Mammalia, Chiroptera, Mormoopidae. The record is from RefSeq and is a predicted model, not a curated record. Gene Ontology annotation, molecular function: NAD(P)HX epimerase activity. Gene Ontology annotation, cellular component: mitochondrion.
GCCUGGCAGGAGGUGUGCGUCCGGCGGGUUGAAUGUCCACGCUGCGGUCUCUGCUGGGGCUUGGGCUACUGGUGGCGGGCUCACGCCUGCCACACGUCAGAGUUCAGGCCAACAUCUGUCGCGCGGGACCCACCUGGUGGGAGCCGCAGCGGUUGAGCUCAGGGGGCCGCGAGGACCCAGAAGUUAUGGCUAGUACCGCGGUGAGGUACUUGAGCCAGGAGGAGGCUCAGGCCGUGGACGAGGAGCUGUUUAACGAGUACCAGUUCAGCGUGGACCAACUUAUGGAGCUGGCUGGGCUGAGCUGUGCUACAGCCAUUGCCAAGACAUAUCCCCCUACGUCCAUGUCCAAGAAUCCCCCUUCUGUCCUGGUCGUCUGUGGCCCCGGGAAUAAUGGAGGAGAUGGCCUGGUCUGUGCGCGACACCUCAAACUCUUUGGAUACGAGCCAACCAUCUAUUACCCCAAAAGACCUAACAAGCCACUCUUUACUGCACUGGUGACCCAGUGUCAGAAAAUGGACAUCCCUUUCCUCGGUGAAAUGCCCCCAGAGCCCAUGCUGAUUGAUGAGCUAUAUGAGCUGGUGGUGGAUGCUAUCUUUGGCUUCAGCUUCAAGGGUGAUGUUCGGGAGCCAUUCCGCAGCGUCCUGAGUGUCCUGAAUGGACUCACUGUGCCCAUUGCCAGCAUCGACAUUCCCUCAGGAUGGGAUGUGGAGAAGGGAAAUCCUGGAGGGAUCCAGCCAGACUUGCUCAUCUCCUUGACUGCACCCAAAAAGUCUGCCACCCUGUUUACCGGUCGCUACCACUACCUGGGAGGUCGUUUCGUACCACCUUCUCUGGAAAAGAAGUACCGGCUGAAUCUGCCACAGUACCCAGGCACUGAGUGUGUAUAUCGUCUGCAGUGAGAAAAGCCUACCGCUUGCCGCAGUAAUUCGAAACAAUACGCCCCGGAGUCAGAGUCAGAAACAGCCUUCGUUCCCCAAACCCAGUGCACUCACAAAAUCGAGAAGGCGUUCAGUGGGAAUUGCUGUGACGGACUUAAAAAUGGAUACCUGUGGACAAAAUCAACUAGGUCCCAAGCUCUGCGCCGCAGUCUUUGUGAAGGCUGCGAGCACAUGUUCAGCAACUGUCUCUCUAGUCAGCCCAAGUUUUCUGGAGAAGUGGCCCCGGGCCGCUCUUUUUACUGAGGUUCUAAAGAGCCGACUAAAACUUUUCUCUCGGCUUCCUUCCUGUUGAGGUCUAAAUUCCAGCCCUCCCGCCGCAGUUUUACGUGGAGCACCAACUGUCGCCUCUCAAGAGACAGUAAGUAGCCCCUUACCGUCAGUCACUGCAAACCCCUCUCCGCAACACACGUGCCAGAUCCGACCGCUGAGCCGCCAUCUUCCCGGAAGUGGCGUUUCGGUCCUUCUAGGCUGUCGAAAACCAUAGAGAGGAACGCCGGAACCGAAGUCGCGGUCUUCCCGGGAGUAACAGUAUAGCGGUGGGCCUUCUUGCUGGUGUGUUUAUUAUAGAAACUCAGCCCCAGAGCGUAUGCGUUUCCGGAGGUUAUAAAGGUGUUCCACUCACCGCCCACCUGCGGUCCCUGAGCGACCAAGGCACUUACGUCCUAACUGGCCUUCUCGGGAUGCCGAAAACAGCCGUGGGCACACACAUGAGGAAGGAAGACUCGGGGAAGGACGUUGAGAGUCCCCUGAGAAAUGCUGGGAGGCCGAGAAGGAGAUAGCACCUCUGAGGUGAAUUUUGCAGGGGUAAACAUUUCCCCUGCUGGUACUAAUUGAUAAAAAGCUAGAGAUUAGGGGUUUCAGUAGGUUCAGCCAUUUUUUGACUCAACACUGUGUGCCAAUGAUGGGAGACUCAGAUGUUGGAAAAUAUUUAGUUUCCGGUGAUAGCUAAUAAGCUUUGUAGUCAGUGCAUGUAAAAAGCUGUCGUUUUGGGAACUGAAGGUAUGGCCCAUCUUGACUCCAGGAGACCAUAAGCAGUUCCACCUUCAUGCCUCAGGAGGACUGCAGGCAAUCAAGACUGUAGCUGAGCCUUUGUACUCCAGAGUGAGACACUCACUGCCCAGGACACAGAUGAAAGAAUGCUGCAGCUUUCAUCUGAUUAACUUCCCCCUUAAUUCCAAACCCCUUAUCUACACCUUUCUUCUUAUAAAAAGGGUCCGGUUUAAUACGGAAUUUAAGAUGGUCUGUUAGGGUACACACCCACCGUCUUCUUAGCUCGUGACCAUCUGAAUAAAGCGCUCACAAAGAUUCAAGCCCUGUCUCUGCUUACUGGGUCUGGUAGGUGAGAGGCAGCACGAAUGCUGGCUUUUCGGUUUCACUAGGACCUGCCCUUUUGGUACUGGUGAUACAAAUAUGCAUAAGACAGGAGCCCUAAUUGAGGGAGUACCUAAUCUAUUCAGGGAAAGUUGAGAUCUUGAGUGGGACUGGAGGAGGUUGGAGGUGGGGCAUGGAGAGAGAUGUACCAUCCCAGAAUGCAAGCCAGGCUGAGGGGCUUGGACUGUCCUGGAGCAGGGAAAGAAGAUAUUGCAAAGAAGACAGCAAGAGAGUUACAUAUGCCCCCCAUCUCUUAGCCUUCACUGAGCCACCCAAGAACUAAAAUCUGAAAAAAGUAUCUGUCAUUUGCCUCCCUAUAUCAGUAUUUAUGGUAAGUUAGUGCCUCCUAGGCACUGCAAAAAGGAAAAUUGCCAUUUCAUAGUACAGUGGAACCUAUGUUCUUGAACUUAAUUCAUUCCUAAAGACUUCGAGAAGUGAUUUGUUGGAAAACCGAAUCAUACUCAUACUCGCACAUUCUCUCCUUUGUUGCCUGAGAGAUGCAUGAAUGAUCAUAAAGGUAUCAGCGUGAAAGUGUUGUUGGGUCAAAAACCAAAGUUUUGUUUGACAACUGAGACAUUUUUUCCCCCAUGAACAACUUGGUUGAGAACCGAAUUGUUGGAAAUGGGAGAUGUUCAAGAACUGAGAUUUUUCCCUGGUUGUCGUGGCUCAGUGGACUGAGCACUGGCCUGCGAACUGAAAAGUCUCCAGUUUGAUUCCCAGUCAGGGCACAUGUCUGGGU